Messenger RNA from Penicillium riverlandense, 723 nucleotides. RefSeq lists its product as uncharacterized. Bases 1 to 723 code for a protein of 240 amino acids. The record is from RefSeq and is a predicted model, not a curated record. The transcript is spliced from 2 exons. Lineage: Eukaryota; Fungi; Ascomycota; Eurotiomycetes; Eurotiales; Aspergillaceae.
AUGAAUACAAACUCGCAGGGAGCGGAGCAGACUUCGUUCACACGGUAUUCCGACUUGGAAAAAUAUGGCUGGACUGAGCAAGCUCUGGAAAUGUCUGAGGUUGAAGGCUCAGACAAUGGCCUCCUCAAAAGCCUAGGCAUUGAUCACUCGAAUAGUGAGUAUAUAUCAUUGGACCAGACUAUGGAAACGACUGUUGAUAACAUAAAAUAUGGAAAAACUGGUGGCUUCUAUAGAAGCAUCUACAGUCCACGGAAUGGGGCGUUGGUAGCAGUCAACAAUGUGAACCCAAAACUCACAGGGCGCGUGCAUUAUGCGAAGAUCAAGGGCAAUCCUAUGAAUAUUGUUCCACUCAACCGUUGGUCCGACGUGGUAUUCUUGGAAUGGCAGAAGUUAUGCAAAAAAGCACACGUGCCUGUUAACAGUUUAAAGUAUGUAAUCAGGUACAAUGUCGACAACAGUCCUACAGAAGAUGUCAUUCAAGAUGUGUUUGGAUUGAAUACGAAAGACUGGUCGAAGAUUUCACGUGGAAGGACAUUUUAUCCAGGCGAAGAGGAAUUUGCAGCUCUCCUAGGCACUCCGAAUGGCAGCGGAGUCGCUUAUAUGCUUAUCGACCACAAGGUCCAGUUUGGUCAGAUGAGAGUGAAGAGUAUCGCUGUGAAAGGCAUGAAGAUAGGAGGUGAAUGGUUUCCGUGGAUGAUCCAAAAGAUCGAGACAUUUGGAUAA